Molecule: messenger RNA, 9696 nt
Organism: Anguilla rostrata (American eel)
Lineage: Eukaryota; Metazoa; Chordata; Actinopteri; Anguilliformes; Anguillidae
Gene: ccser2a
Product: coiled-coil serine-rich protein 2a
Exons: 10
Coding region: 857-3661 (934 amino acids)
Biological process (GO): microtubule bundle formation
Cellular component (GO): microtubule cytoskeleton
Molecular function (GO): microtubule binding
Source: RefSeq, a predicted model, not a curated record
GCAGUGACGUCAGCGUCAGCUGUGGUUGUGUGUGAAUGACUGGGAGUGGAUGGGUUGGGACACACCGGUGCAAGGUGGAGGAAGAUUGUAAAACAGUUAUUUACUUAGAAGGUUGUGAUUAUUGUGAAGUUUAUGAUAGGCAAAAUGGGGAGACAGGGGUGACAUUUUAGCGAUGAGCGCCAAAAAAAAUGUGGAGAAAACUAGCUAGCUGUACCGUAAUGGAAAAAUGAAGAGGCUGAAAUGCAGGUGAUGCUGACUGCUCCGCCCUGUGGUGAGGUUAGCUAGCUUUCGCAGCUAACGCUAUUACUGAUAGAGAGAAAGAGGACGGUGGAACUAGGCACAGCUUACUUUAUCGCCGUGUGACCUAAUUACUGGACUUGUAUACGUUUAUUCUGUCUAAGGAACAAUGCAGCAAAUUGGAUGUGUUCCGUUGCUUUCAUAAUUAUUAUCUUGUCCAUUAAGAUCGCAUGGAAGUGCCCGUGUAGCUACAGCGAGUACAGUAUGUGCUGGAUUGUUUAGCGAGUUAACAGUAACGGUAGCGAGUAAGUACGCUGUUCGAGGCUGUUUUUCCGCUUUAUGUAGAUAGCCGAAAACGGUCGGAUUGUGGACAACAAACUCUGGCCUCCCAGGAUGAGCUGCCUUUUGCAAACGGCUCGUUAGCUGGGUAGCGAUCUUGCAGAACUGAAGCGCAUAUAACAACCGUACUUCUCUGUGGCUGGUCAGCUAACCGCUAGCCUCUGUCCAAGGAACUACUGCAACUCUUCUCCUUGGCUUCUGUGAUGUGAUGAGCACGAUUGUCUGCAAAUACUUUAUUGAGCUCCAGGUCUGAGCCCACCCAUGACCCUGCGGGAGGCUCAUGGAUGAGAAGGCCUUCACCAAGUCCACCAUGGUCUCCAGGCUGCCCAAAUUCGGGGCCCGUCCCCAGGGCGGGGCCAUCGCCGUGGCAAACGAGCCAGUCCAGUCUGGCCCUGCGCCUGAGGGAAAGAGCGCCCCCCAGGGGGGGCAGAACGGGAUCCUCCGCCUGCCUUCCUUCUCCAUGAGGUGGAGGAAAGAGAAUGGGGGUCUCGCUGCCCCGCCCGCCCAUGAUGAACAAGCGGGGCUGGGCAAUGAUGGCUCCGCCCCCCAUUGCCAACGGCAACAGUUACCGACAACGAGGGAGAUCAAAAAACCCUCAGCCCCCACAAUCAAGGCAGGGAGGUUUGCCUCCUCCACAACCCCUGCCAGCUCCAAGCCUGUCAGCCAGAUCCCCAAAGUCUCUCCCCCUCGAGUGGGCCUCAAACCGGGACCAAACCCCCCCUCUGGCUCCUCCAAGCCGGCGCUGAAUGGGCUGGGCGGGGGUGGGGCCGGGGGUGGGGCCGGGGGUGGGGCCGGCGGGCGGUUCGGCUCGGGUCUGCCCCGCCCCCGGGCGGGUUCCGGCUCCACCCCCACCCCCAGCAGCUCUCGGGACAGCCUGUCCCGGUCCCAGGACAGCCUGAAGACCCUGCCGCUGGACAACAUGGUGCGCUCGCAGAGUUUGACGCUGGUCAGGCAGCUGCCGUCCCCCACGGGCCUGCCCAUCCCCCGCUCCUUCUCCUUCAACAGGGCGGUGGAGCUGGCCAAGCCGCUGGCCGACACCCAGCUGCGCGCCAAAACUCCCGUCCUCAAGCACCCGCUGCUGCCGGGCGCGGGCAGGCCGGGCGUGGCCCCUGGCUGCUCCACCCCCCCCACGCCCAUAAAGAAGCUGCUCAUGCCCAACUGCGUCCUGAGCAAGCCCUCGUUGCUAGGUUACAGACUGAGCCGGCCAACUCUGGCCAAGCUGCCCCGCCCACUCGCCCCAGGACAGCCACCGGGCGGCCCGAAGGUGGGACAGGGGGGCGGAGACUCCUCUGUGGUGUCGCCCGUCAGGUCUGAUCCUCUGGGCGUCAGCGAGAGGGUUCAGGGGGAUCUGGGGCCCGUUGCUGUGGUGACAGGCCCUGCCCCUUUGCGGUGCCUGGGGGAGGGGCUUGAGGACAUGUCCCUCUCCUCUGCCUCCUCGCUGGACAGGAACGACACCAGUGAGGACUUCCUGGACGACUUCGACAACCUGGGCGACGGGAUGCUGUUGCUCUCCGCCCACAACGGGGAGGAGCCAUCCAGGCCACACCCCCAGGGCGAUGACAUUGUUCCUGACAAUAGACGGCAGGUUACACCCACCCAGAUGCCCCUGGACGAGUUUCUGCCGGACGAUGUGGACUGGGUGGGGAUUAGUCUGUCAGGCUGCAGGGAUGACCCAGGCCCUUUGGCCCUGUCACCGGAGGUGGACUUCCCCCACGGCUCCUCCCUGGAGCUCUCCCCCUCCAACAGUUCGGGGGGCACCUACAUGUGGGACGAGGAGGGCCUGGAGCCCCUGUGCUGCACCCACCCCUGUGGGAGCUACGACUCGGACAUCAACAGCACGGACAUUCUGGACCACCUGGAGUCAUGUGACCUAGAAGAUGAUGACCUCAUGUUAGAUGUGGAUCUGACGGAGGACGUCUCACUGCAAAGCGACCCUGACGGGAUGUCCCACUUUGAGAAUUCGGAGAGGGGUGGAAGGCAGGGCCACUGGAGGAGGAGACAGCAUCGCUGGUCCGGACCGGACCACUUCCACAAUGACAACAGAAGAGCCCUUCUCCAGCUGGGCCGCGUGGGGCCUGCAGCAAGGCCGGAUGGCCACAUGGGGGCGCUGGACCAGGUGACCCUCAGACUCAUGGCUCAGGACUGCACCUCCGUUAAAUCCCAGCUACUCAAACUGAAGAGCCUGCUGCAGUUAGAGGACGUGGGCGUGGGGCAGGAGGAGCUGCUUUCAGGAGUCCCGAGUCCAGAAUCCAGCGAGGGCACAAACACGUCCUUACAGCAGGUGGAGGAGCUGACCAGGGAGGUGCAGGAGCUGAGGGAGGAGCUGAAGAGGAAGGACAAAGCCAUCGCUCAGCUGACCCAGCAGGCGUCUGUGCCCGUCCAUGCCGUGAGGUGCCAGUGCCAGCAGAGGGCGCCAGUGUCCAGGGGAGAGCGGAGACUGCAUCAUGACAAGGCCACACAGACUCCGUGGAGAGGCCAUGCUCCUCAAAUACUACAGCCUGCCAAGCACUGCCCCAGCGAUCCCCACACCCCGCAAAGACUAGCAAGCUCAGCCCCCUCAGAGGACCGCUGUGAGCCCGCCUCCAUCGCCCGUGACAACACCCCGCCCCGGGGCCGGCCACGCCCUCAGCCCAGACCCGACGCCUCGCCAGCUGGGCGGGCGGAAGCCGAGAACCUGCUCCAGGGGCCGCACCUCAAAACUGGAGAAACGGGGGACCCCCCCGGGGCCUCAGGGGCCCGGCUCUCGCUCGCUGCAGCCCGCAGCAUCUCAGCAGAGCGUGGUUCCCCCUCCCGCGUCCCGUGGACCCCCCGCCUCCACAGGAGGGCUCCUCUCCGCGCCCCACCACCAGAGGGCGCCGGAGUAACCCGGGGCAGGUCGGAGGGUAGGGGUGAAGAGCCCAAAACUCUGCCGCCUCCCUCCAGGGGUCUGCCCUGCUUCAGCCCCUCCCUGCCCCGUGCCCGAUUCGGACAAGUUCCGUCCCAAACGCACCCGGAAGGUUCCAGAGAAUCCCAGUGCUGUCUGCCCAACACCAGAGGUUUAGUUACCCCGAGCCACUUGCGUCUUCCCACACCAAAGAUCCCCUGAUGCACACACACUCACACUCGCACACGCACAUAAACACACAUGCACAUGCUCACGCGCACACACACGCACACACAUGCGCGCACACACACACACACACACACACACACACGCACAAACUCACACACACACAAACACCCACACACAGACACACACACGCACACUCACACACAAACACACACACACAUGCCAUUUGUGUGAAGGGUGCUGGUCGGGUUGGAUUUAGAGCACCUGUCCCAGGUGGGUUGCAGAGAGCACAUGUGGUCACCGGACACAGCCAAUCAGCAGCUAAGCAGUGUAGCUUAACACUAUUUCUGUUUAAGUACAGCUGAGCACGGUAGAUUAACACUGUUUCAGUUUAAAUACAGCUGAGCACGGUAGAUUAACACUGUUUCGGUUUAAAUCCCACUCUGCUCUGCAUUCACUUCACAGCCAGGCUUUUGACCUGUCAGUCACAGGCGGGGGUUCCUCCCUGUCGACGUCUCAUACAGAAGCAACCCUAACCCCUGUGCAAACACAGGAGCUGUAAGAAAUUGAAUUUACUCUGGCGGAGAACGCAGGUUGUCGCUCUCUUCCUGAGACUGAAGAGUUUUGGAAGGAAUGGCUAGAUAAGACCGCGGGUAUCACGAGGGGAUUCAGAGUGGUGAAAGAGCUCCCAGCAGGGUGCUUGAUUUGCACACAAAUGAGUCCUUAAUCCAGGGCUGCGGAGAGAAGAGGCGCGGGCCUCUCUUUGGCUUUCCGUUUUAAGACCCUCCCUGGGCCCUGUCGCUGCACAGCGUCAGACCUGCCAGGCAGUCUCUCACCUGAAGUGUGUCCCACCUGGCAACCCUGCCGUCGGAGCGCUGGCGUCCUCCUGGAGGGGACAGCGGUGCAGACUCCCCGCGACGAGCGCGAUGGCGACUCGCGCCCUCCCUCGCUCGCCCGAGCGGGACGUCCUGUUCCUCUGUACCACCACCAGACCACGUGCUCCCACACCACAGCCCCUCUGAGGCCAGAGAGCCAGAGAACAGGCCCUGGAAAACACACCUGUCCCAGGUGAGGAGGGGGUGGAGGGGGGCCGAUGUUCACCCCUCUCAACUUGUUUUCAUUCAUUACACCUGGUUUAACAGGCUGCCAAUAGUGAAUAGUGACAUCCACUGACAGGUAAUGCCAGGUUUACUUAUACUCUGUCACCAGUAACCUUCCCCUUCUUGUCUUUUUAUAGGUUAUAAGAUUAAUUUAAAAUAAAAAUAUAUGCAAUUGUUGAAAAUAACAUGGCUAAUGUGAAAAGAUGAAACCCUGCUGACUAGCGUGUUGGUUGUCAGCACAGUGUGCAGUAAAGACGAGGGGGAGAACAGCCCAUCUGUGCUUCUGUGGAAUUGUUUAAGAUCUUUAAAUCAUCAGUAUUCCCCGGGUGUGGGGAACAGAGGCCGUUCAUUUGCAACCUCAGAUGAGUGGAUUCUGGCAAAGGCCAAACGUGUAAUGCGAAGUAAAAGAUCGCUACCGCUCGCAUAAAUGGCCUAAUUGGUAUUGAUUUUAUUUGCCCAAUUAAUUUCUUAAUUGUAGAUUGUGCUGGAGGACAAUGAUCAGUUAGGUAAGCCCCCCCCCCCUCUAUUAUUUCCAGCUUGGAUCUCACCACCAGUACCCAGGACUACUACGGUCCUGAAAGUCUGGAAAUAUUUUCACCCUGGACAGGUUGUGACACAUGGGACUGAUGGCUCUCUGUCCCUGAAAAUUAGGAAUUUCUUCAAUCUUGAAAGCAUGAGAAAUGUUACAGAUCAAGAACAAUGUGUGCCACCUGUCAUUUACUAUGAAAUCGGGGGACGGUAGUUGCUUUAAUUAUGAGCUUGCAGACUUUCACAUGUAGCUCCGUACCAGGAGUUAGUGGUGACUACCGUUUAUGGACAGGAGCGAGUGCGUGGGGACGCAAAAUAUUUAUAAAGCAUCGCGUGUCAGAAAGUAUCAGAAUUUGACAACCGUAGCAGUGAAAUAAUUUUGGAAACGCCUGACGUUUAUCCUUUAAAGGGUGCUGAGAGUCGCAGAGCCCGCAUGGAGGGGCUGAGUGGCAGAUCGCUCGGCUGAAUGGCGUCCGCUCCGUUUCGCGAGCUCUCCGUCUCGGAUGAGGGCGUUCGGGAGCCGCUGCGCGUUUAGGGGUGAUUUUACUCUCAUUCCGCCAUUUGAAGACCGCGGUGGAGUAAAGCGGAGGCCCGCGCCUCUCUCUCCUCUCUGCAGAGAGGCUGCGGCUCACAUCCCAAUGAGCGAGCGCUUUUGAGAAGCUGGCUCUCCGGCGCGGGUACAGUGGGCCCUCAAGUGGAGCAGCCACGGCUCGCUCACCGCGUUUAAAACUCCCUCGCUCGCCCAGGUCAGCGACACCACGCCCAAAUCCUGCAAAUACUGCAGCGCUCUUUGCACGGGGCGCAGGGUAGCGGUUACCGCGCAGGGCCUGAUGGGAUACUCGGACCUCCGGAGGGAACGGGGAGCCGGCUUUCGCCGUUCCUCCUCUCCGCCUCUCUGUCACCACCGACGUCUCCGAAAGCUCUCAAACCCAACUGACCGCCGCUGGCGUCUCCACCGCGCCGUGAAUCCCCUUCGGCUCCGCCUCCGGCCCGAGGCGCGCUUCCUUCUGAGCGCUCUCCGGGCCACACGGCGAGCGCGUCCAGCCCCGCGUGCGCUCGCUGACUCCCUGGUGUCGGCACGCCGGCGUAGCUGACAGUGCGGAGGGGAGACCCUGUUUAGCAGAGUCGGCUUCAGGGAGCCGUUAGGAGGAGCAAUUAAGCGAGGGGGAUGAAGGAGCACUCCGGGCCUCCUCUGGGAGGGGCCGCGCCUCCCCGAAUCUCCCCAAGCCCGCUUUUAAGGAUGCGGCCCUGGGGAUCCCUGCCUUCUCCCCCACGCAUCAAGCACUUCUCCCACAAUCCUCUUCCACUUGCCCUGAAUUUAUUUUCUUCUUGUUUCAAGUCGUGAAGUUUGUUUUUAAAGUUGCAUAAGUUAUUAUGAGACAUGAAAAUUUGCGAGGAAAGAGAAACUUUAUUUUGUGGAAUUAUAUUUUCCUCAGCUGUGAGUGUAGCACUAUUAGAAGGCCCUUGAUUUAAUCAUGGCUUUGUGUAGCUCUGAGUUACUGUAAAAGGAACGGUCAGGAUCCUGUGAAAAUACAGGCCAUAUUUCCUAGGCCCGAGGCUGACAAAAAUGAGAUCAUCCAGUUAUUUUCCAAAAUUUUAAGUGAAACUAGUUUUAUUUAUUAUUUAAAUUAUGUAUUUAUAUGUUUUGCUUUCUUGCUCUAAAAUGGAGUCAGUCUUUCCUGUAGAAAUGCAUGUAUAAUAUAGAAUCUUUGGUCUGGUUUACGUUUUAUUUUACAAUGCCAGGCCACUCAUUUGUGGUGCAAGGCUCUGAAAAGAGUUUUUGGAUCAGAUGUUUCUGCCCAGACGAGUUCAUAAAGAAAUUACAAUCGGAUAUGUGCGAAGCUGUUUUCAAUAUGGUGGUUUGAGACCGGUGUUGGGUAGCCUUCCUGCCAAGUGUCAGACUGUGGAGACCUGCAGUGUAUGUGUGUGUGUGUGUGUGUGUGCGUGCGUGCCUGCCUGUGCAUGUGCGUGUGUGUGUUUCAUUCUUAAUGGCAAGAAUGCUAGGUUUACAUGUGUGUAGGAAAGGGUGGGUUCUCGUUGAUCUAAUGAAUGAGAAGUACCUCUUUGCUAUGUAAUCUUUGCACAUUUUGGGUGGCAUUUACAGAACUGUUUAAUAAACUGGUUGAGGAAGAUAUGAUUAUGACUCAGUGUUAAAGUGUUUCUGUGAAGCCACGGUGAGAUUUGACAUUAAUGCAGGGGACAGGGAUAGGGAUGAGAACAGAGACCUUCAAGCAGUGCUUUUAAAUCCUUGUCCUGGAGAUGCACUGUGUGUGCUCUGGUUUCUGUUCCAGCUCAGAUUGUAGUUGAAGAUUAAGUUUGACAGUUACUUUUGUGAAGCUAUGCAUGAAAGACUGAGGUUGGGAGGGUGUUUGUGGCAUUGGAAUUAAGUAUUUUUAUAACACCAUUUUGUUCUUGUGUGCUCCAUAAAUAAUACACUAUUACUGAACAAAACUUUUUGAUCUACAGUUAUUCAUAUUGCCGGUAUAAGCAGUGACAGAUACUAACAAAACUAUCUCAGGUAAACCUUUAGCGACUGCAUCUUUCUAUUCGCAUAAACAUACAUAAUCACUUUUGUAUCCUGCCAUUUUCUUAGGAAAUAUUCUGAUCCUGUUCUAAUUGACUACUCUGGUAAAUGUUAACUGUCAAGCAAAUCAUAUAAUUAAUCGGUAAUUGCCAAAUCCAGCUAAUUAAAAAGUAUCUGAAAUAGACAUGUGCAAUAUUAAGAUUCAUAUACUAUAGGCAUGCUGCAGUAUCUAUAUGCAUGGAAAGAUGUAUAUUAGGGUCACACCAUGUCACAAGAGUUUAUGUACUGUAUUUAGCUAAAACAGAAAAUGGUGAAAUUUCAUUUUUGAACAUCAAAUGGAACUUGAAAUAUUGAGUAAUUGCAAUUCCAUUUCCAUUCGUGCUGGAUAUAUUGUUCAAUAUGAAAAGAUAUUUACUCAGAUGUUAUAUGCAUAACUCAGUGUUCCAAUCCCAGGCUGAUUUGAACUUGGUGUUAAACUCAACAUGGGGAGGGGGCGGGUCUGCAUGUGCUGGGGGCGGGCCUGCACUGAAAGGGGGCGGGCCUGGACUGGGAGGGGGCAGACACCAUGAGCUGGAGGGCAGCUGUGGGUUAUGGUGGCUCUGAUGAUGAGACGGCUGUAGCGUUCCAUUAUCCCCGCCCUGCAGGGGGCACCCACACGCCUGCUGACUGGCCCAAAAAGGUGAUAAAUGAGCUCAGCUUGGGUUUUACACAUCCUGCUGUGUGUGUAUGUGUGCGAGUGUACCUGUGUGCGUGUGCGUGUGUGUAUGUGUGUAUGUGUAGGAGUGGGUGCGGAAGUUUCCAUCAGAAAGAGGUCAGGUGACAUCAGACAGCCCCGACUGUGCCAGAGACGUUCCGUCAUCCGAAUGAAUCUCUUGCUUCUCCUCGUCCGAUCCCAGCGUGAGAUUCACACCCUUCUUAUUUCCCCCGCGAUGUGCGGUUGCUUUUUCCCUCCCAUUUAAACUAGAGAGAAAGCAGCCAAACUGUCCGGUUAAAUGCAACACCUGAAGCAGCAGGAGGCCCCAUCAUGCAAUGCUCCUCGCCAGCUUCUUUGUUUUUCUCGUUCAUUUAGCCCAGCGUGUGUGGCUUGACCCCGCCCCCGAGCCUGUCAGUCACACCGUAGCCGUGGGCAACCGGCCCGGACUGGUGUGCCCCUGUGUCUGGCAGACAGCAAUGUGCUCCUGUGCCAGUGUAGCCACAGCUUUAUUACAGAGUCAGAGGGGAGGGCCGCAGGUUGUAUGCAUUCUCUAUCAGCACGGAGCUUAUUAAUAUGGAUUCAUGUUUUAAGGUUUACAGAGAGAAGAAGGGGAAAGGGUUGCUUGGGGUGAGCGGGUCCUGUUCCGGUCUGUGACGUGUAAAACACGUUAAGGCAGUACUGGGUUAAGAUACUGUGUCCGGUUCCCACAAUGCUUCGCUUCAAUGUUAUUGAGUCCUCACGCUCUCAGGGCUAACACAGGUGCUCAUGGCUCACACAUAGAGAACUGUCAGAUUCACACACUCGCAACACGCAACCUCCACAUCCAGCCGAGAUGUUCUAAUCCUCCGUAAAUGCUUUAGCAGCUUAGAAUAUCGCACCCCUGCUGAUCCCAUACUGUAUUACUGCAUUUAGGGAGUACGUCAUUUUUCCUGUUCAUCAACCUUACACAAGAUCCUGCUGCAGUCUCACGUGUCUUUCUAUUGUAUAAUUUGUGCAAUAUUGUAAGAAUUGAGGAUAUACUGUUAUAUAAUUAUUAAUGUGUCUACACUGUAUGUGUAAUAUAAUUAUUGCAAAAUUGUAUAUAAAAAAUGAACUGAACGGAUUUAAUCAGAGAUGCACUUUACAUGAAAAGGAGGAUAAAACACAGCGGACUGUGGUUUGAUCUAGGAAAUUUGCCUGUUGGUUUGGAUCUGUUUGAGACCUUAAUAAAGAUCACUGCACCAAA